CCGCAGUAACCAGGGGAACUGCAAACAGUAUAGGGGCCGCUUCCGGUGCGAGCACCCGGAACCACCGCCUCCAGGGAUGGACGGUCAGACCCUGCGGAAGGCUGAGCGAAGCCGGUCCUGCUCCCGGGAGAAGAAAGAGGGUUACACUAAGGACAUGGUGACAGACUUUGAUGAGAAACAUGAUGAGUAUUUAAUAUUGCUGCAGCAGAGGAACCGGAUAUUAAAGCACCUGAAAACCAAGGACCCCGUGCAGUUGAGGCUGGAGCACCUGGAACAGGGCUUCUCUGUCUACGUCAAUGGGGCCAAUUCUGAGCUGAGGACGUCACCUCGGAAAGCCAUUCACCCCGACUUCUCCAGGAGCGCCUCCCACACCGAGGGGACUCACGAUUGCGGACGAAGAACCCUCUUUCGAGAAGCGGAAGAAGCUUUAAGACGCAAUUCACGGACAGCACCCAGCAAAGUCCAGCGCCGAGGAUGGCACCAGAAAUCUGUGCAGAUCAGAACGGAAGCUGGCCCACGGCUCCACAUCGAGCCUCCUCUGGACUAUCCUGAAGAUUUUGAGCCAUGUGGGGCUGUGAGUGUCAAGGCCAAGGAUGCUUCUGGGGACCAUCCACAGGAGCUAAGGAAAAGCCUGGAACUUAGUGUCAGUCUACAAAGGAAAGAAAAGGAUCAUUCCAGUGACGAGUAUGACUCCAUCGAAGAAGAUGUACUAUCUGGGCCGGAGCCUGAGGACCCGGCGCUGGCGGGCUGUCCAAGAGAGGACCCCCCUCUUUCCAGUGGGGACUCGGUGCCAAAGGAUGUUCCCGAGGACCAAGAGACAGAAGGACGCCUUCCCCAGGGUCCAGACGCCCUCGUGGUGCUGGAAUUUAACCCGGCUUCCAAAAGUAAUAAAAAGGAAAGGAAUUUGUCGGCUAAGCGGAAGGACAACGCUGAGGUCUUUGUUCCCAGCAAACCGGAGCCAAGCCUGAAUCCCCAGCCCCCGACCGUGUUCCCAGACCAGGAGAGGGUGUGCUCAAGACCUGGAAGCCGCCGAGAGAGACCCCUAUCAGCAACUCGAAAACCCGUGCAGGAGGCUGAGGACCGAGAGGAAGACGCCUCGGCCGUGCUCAGAGCCAUCCAGGUGGAGAACGAGGCCCUGCAGAGGGUGAUCCUCAGCAGAAAGGCCGAGCCCCCUGCCAGCCCGCCGCAGGACACAGAGGGACCACCAGCAAAGUCAUGGACCAGUCUGCUGAAGGAGGAGACCCCUGAGCCUCCUCCCAUCACCGUGGCGACCAGCACACAGGAACCGGCCAGGGCAGCAGAGGGAGCCAGAGCUGUCAGCGAAGCCAUGGACAGAAUCGGCCUUUUGGGGAGCAGACAACAGCAGAAGCUUCUGCAAGUCCUCCAGGCCACCGAAAGUGACUCUGCCCAACGCCACCAGGUUGUUGCACGAGCUGAGGCGCAAGUGCUGGACCCAGAGGACACAUCGGGCCCGAAAGCAGAAGAGAUCAAAGAUGUUGUCUGCGUGACCGUGGAAAUCCUCUCCAACUGGGGCAACGCGUCAUGCGUGGGUCUCACUGAAGUUGAGUUCUUUGACCUGAGCAACACAAAGCUUUACGUGUCACCUCACGACGUGGACAUCCGCAGCGCCAACACGCCCGGGGACCCAGGCCACCUGGUCAAUAGGAACUUAGCUAGCAAGAAAGACCCUUCCUUGUGGAUGUGCCCCUUCAACCCGCCGCUCCAGCUCUUUUUCAUUAUCCGCAACACGAGGCAGCUGCGUGACUUUGGUCUAUCCAAGGUCAAGGUUUGGAAUUACUGGACGGCUGAUGGCGAUCUCGACAUCGGGGCCAAGGAUGUGAAGCUUUAUGUCAACAAGAAGCUCAUCUUUGAUGGCACUUUAGACAGAGGAGGUGGCGAGGCCCCGGCUGGCCAGAGCAUCCUGAUGGGCCUGUCCCACGAGAGCAUGGAGAACAGCGUUUCUGCCCCCUCGGACGACAGCAAAGACGCCCGCAAGAUGGCUGGCACAGAUGGGGACGAGGAGCUUGGUGUCAGUUAUUCGCAGCCCGCAGAAAAAGCAGAGGAUGUGAAAGUUGCUUCACAAGGAAAUGCAUUUGGCGAAAGGAUGAGUUCCCCUGAUUGCACGAAAGACAGCUUGGCCAAGGUAGAGGAAGAGGUCAGCUGCUCAGCCGCCCCAUCCUCGACGGGUGGCGCACCCACCGGCCCUCCCCACUCCCCCGCUGCCGAAUGCCCUCCUUUUCUUGACCAGGAGCUGUCGCUGAUCCAACAGCUGGAAAACCUCACAGGCAGAAAAAUCUCUGAGCCGCCAGGGAAAACCCCAUCUUGGUUACAACCUGCUCCCGUGGGGAGAGGCAGAAAGCAGGGAGGCCCGAAGUCGAAACCCCUCUGGCUGAGCCCGGAGAAGCCACUGGACUGGAGGGGCAGGCUCCCAUCGGAUGCUGUCAUCCGGGAGGGGCCUGGGGAGACGGAGGCCAAGGGCCCCAGGCGUGAGCCAGGGCGGCCAAGCAGCUGGAAUGUCAUCGCCGGGGAGCGAGUCCAGAGGGCGACCCCCAAAGUCUGCGUUGAUGACAUCUUUAGCCAGCCCGCCAACAGGGAGCACCCCGCUAGUGGGAGGAGGGGCCUGAGGAAGGACCCCCGCAGCAACAGCCAGGGUGAUGGGCAGCCAGCCGGCAGAGAACACGCCUGGUCCACCGGGACACCGCCGCGGCCCCGGUGGCACAGCGAGCAGGAACACAGCUUGCGGGAGUCCUGGAACUCCCUCACGGCCUUUGACCGCUCCCAGCGGGGCCGCAUCUCCAACGUGGUUCCAGGGGACAUCCUGGAUGAGUUCCUGCAGCAGCAGAAAAGCAGCCGGCACAGCGACCAGCCGGCCCCGUGGAAGGAGGAGAAGCCGGAGCCCGUGAGCGAGCAGGACCCCGGCUCCCCGGAGACAGACGACAGCGGGGACUUCAAAAUCCCCGUCCUGCCUUAUGGACAGCACUUGGUCAUCGACAUCCAGUCCACGUGGGACAGGCACUACGUUGGCCUCAACGGCAUAGAAAUAUUCAGUUCCAAGGGCGAGCCGGUGCGCGUCGCCAACAUUCAAGCCGACCCCCCGGACAUCAAUAUCUUACCGGCCUAUGGGAAAGACCCCCGCGUGGUCACCAACCUCAUCGACGGGGUGAACAGGACGCAGGACGACAUGCACGUCUGGCUGGCGCCCUUCACGCCCGGCAAGCCCCACUCCAUCUCCAUCGACUUCCUGCACCCUUGCCAGAUCGCCCUGAUCAGGGUCUGGAAUUACAACAAAUCGCGGAUACACUCCUUCCGCGGCGUGAAGGACAUUACGAUGCUGUUGGACGGGCAGUGCAUCUUUAAGGGAGAAAUCGCCAAGGCCUCAGGCACCCUGACCGGAGCUCCAGAGCACUUUGGAGACACGAUCUUAUUCACGACGGAUGAUGACAUCCUCGAGGCCAUCUUCUGUUCCGAUGAGACCUUGGACUUGGACGUGGAGAGCCUGUGCAGCCUGCAGGCCGAGGAGGCGCUGCGGAGGCCCAGCACCGCCGACGGCCAGGGCGACGAGCGGCCCUACACCCAGGCCGGCUCCUGGGCUGACGACCAGGUCCUGGAGCCAGAGAUGCCACCCAGUCCCCCUGUCCCAGAGGUCACCACUCCAGAGCCGGGCGUCUACCAUGGGAUCUGCCUGCAGCUGAAUUUCACCGCCUCCUGGGGAGACCUGCAUUACCUGGGGCUCACGGGCCUGGAAGUGGUGGGCAGGGACGGCCAGGCACUGCCCAUCCACCUGCACCAGAUCUCUGCCUGCCCCAGAGACUUAAAUGAGCUCCCGGAGUACACGGACGACUCCCGGACCCUGGACAAGUUAAUCGACGGAGCCAACAUCACCAUGGAGGACGAGCACAUGUGGCUGAUCCCCUUCUCGCCGGGGCUGGACCACGUGGUCACCAUCCGCUUCGACAGAGCCGAAAGCAUCGCAGGCCUGCGCUUCUGGAACUACAAUAAAUCUCCCGAGGACACCUAUCGGGGGGCCAAAGUCGUCCACGUCUCCCUGGACGGCCUGUGCGUCUCCCCUCCCGAGGGCUUCCUCAUCCGGAAGGGGCCAGGCAACUGCCACUUCGAUUUUGCUCAAGAAAUCCUCUUCGUGGACUACCUGCGGGCCCGACUGCUGCCCCAGCCGGCUCAGAGGCUGGACACGAAGAGCCUGGAGCGGGCGAGCAUGGACUAUGAGGCGCCCCUGAUGCCCUGCGGCUUCAUUUUCCAGUUUCAGCUCCUGACCAGCUGGGGUGACCCCUAUUACAUCGGUCUCACCGGCCUGGAGCUGUAUGACGAGCGGGGAGAAAAAAUCCCUCUGUCAGAAAACAAUAUCGCUGCCUUCCCCGACAGCGUCAACUCCCUGGAGGGCGUGUGUGGGGACGUCCGGACCCCCGACAAGCUCAUCGACCAAGUGAACGACACCAACGACGGCAGGCACAUGUGGCUGGCUCCCAUCCUGCCUGGCCUGGUGAACCGGGUGUAUGUGAUUUUCGAUCUGCCUACCACGGUGUCAAUGAUCAAACUGUGGAAUUACGCGAAAACACCCCAUCGAGGGGUGAAGGAGUUUGGCCUCCUGGUGGACGACUUGCUCGUGUACAAUGGGAUCCUGGCCAUGGUGGGCCACCUGGUCGGGGGCAUCCUGCCCACGUGCGAGCCCACGGUGCCCUACCACACCAUCCUCUUCACGGAGGACACGAACAUCUGCCAGCAGGAGAAGCACACCGCCAUCAGUCAUCAGGUGGAGGACCAGGAUGUGCAGAUGAUGAACGAAAACCAGAUCGUUAGCAACUCGAAAAGGAAGCAGAACGCAGCUGACCCAGCCUUACGCCCCAAAACCUGCAUCAGUGAGAAGGAGGCAGCGAGACGGUGGCGGUGCUGAUGGCCAAGCGGGGAGAGCCGGUCCUCUCAGCCAGGGUGGGGCUCCAUCACCGCUCCCCACUCGGUCGGCACUUGCAUCCCCCGUCCUUGGGCCUCCCCAUAGGCCAGCCCAGAUGCUCAGGGCCUGGAAGGGAGCUGCAGCGUGGAGGGGGGCCCCCUCUGGGGAGAGGAGACCCAAGGGGGGCUCGGCCCUGGGAAACAGGAGUUCCAGGCGGGAGGAGGAAGCGGUGCCUCCCUCUGUCCCCUGCUGUUCGGGGGCUGGCUGCAGGGGGCCUGAGAUCCAGCAAAGCAGGCCCAAGUCCUCUCAGGCCUAUCAUGGGCUCCGUGGGCUCGGCCUGGCUCCAGGCAGGACGGUGACAUGGGCUGCGGAGGCGUCCCAGCCAGCCUUCCCAGGCCCCGGAGCAUGGCUGAGCUGGGCAGAGACCAGGCUUCCAACACCACCGAGGGUGAGGCCCCGGCUCAGGCACCAACGACCCCCACACCCACCACAUCUCUGCCUCAUUUGGGGGCUGGCCGAGCUGCCUGAGAGGGUGGGAUUUUUCCCUGGACUCCCCAGAUGUCUAACCCAGUUUUGAGGAAGGAAUCCCCUCAGGGAAGCUGAUCCUGCAAGGGCCUCCAUCCCCUGGUCAAGCCUAAGAAAGGAUCAGCCAGGGGCCCGAGUCCCGCUGAGGAACAGGGGUGGGGGGUGUGUGUGGGGGGGGAAGCCGACCCCACGUGCUCCCCAGAGCCGCCCCCACCCUGGCUGGAGGGUCCUUGUCUCUGCGGUGCUGCCAGGCUCAGGUAGGACAGAGGGGCAGCUUCGGAGCCGGGAGGCCCGUAGGGCCCCUCCAGAUGCCCCCUGGAUGCGAGGCCGGGAGGCCGAGGACCCGCGCUUGAGCCCCGCCCUCAGGCCCCAGAGGCCACGCCCCUUCCACUUGACCGCGCCAGGCUGGCGGCAGCCGGCACUGCGCCCCGGUCCCCUGCGGUCUGACCCAGGCUUCUCUCGCCUGCUGUCUCCCUUUCCAUCCUUGCCCCCACCCCCUCCAGGUUCCUGGGCAUCAGGCCGUGAAGUUCUUGUGGCCCGGGCCCCCACCCCUUUCUCACUCUUCCAGCAGCUUCCCGGCAAGUCAGAAAUGUGCCUUGCAUCCCCCCCCCCGGCCCCCGGCCGCGUGAAGCCCAGAACGCAUCUAUUUCCAUCUCUGUAACAAGCUCGGAUCAGGGACCUAAUUGGUUUCCCAGUGGUGGGUAAUUUCUCGUUCCAAAUAUUAAUCUGUUGUUUUCCUGGCGCCCAGCCCGGCCCCGCCGCCGCCGUACUGUACUCCAAGUACGUUCCUAUGCAACCGAGAGCCCCAGCAAAUACUUUAUGAGCGUUGCCGCUUCCGCCCGAGCAGCUAUGCAAAUGCGCUUUUCAUUUGGAGCGCGGGGCCGAUGGGACGAUCCGAAAGUGUUGCUCCCGGAGAAGAUCCAUCAUUUUCCGUAGCUUCCAGGCCCCCAGCUUCUCGGCUCACCUCCCAGAGGUGGUGAGCGCCUGGGUGGGGGCGGCGGGGGGUUGAGGGGUGGGGGUUCCGGGCUCCCAGGAUGGCUGACGCCAGGGGCAGUCGGGAGGUUUGAUCCAACCAGCUUUUCGUGACCAAAAUCAGCGCUGUAGCUUUAAAGGGAGCCCAGCCUUCCCUCCCCGCCCCCCAGCAGGUGUACAGGUCAGACGUGGGAGACGGCCUGAGACGGCUCGAACCAGCGCCGCACACACUUCCUCCCAGCCUCUUAGUUGAUGUUUGUAAUAAUUGUGUGUAUGGUGCAAUUUAGGAGGGAAAAAAAAAAAGAGAAAGCUGUACAGGCAUUCACUCUAAAAUAAAUUUCUAUUUUUUUCUCCUGUGAAAUCAAUAAAAGAUGUUAUUAAGCAUA
This is a messenger RNA of Sus scrofa (pig), 6789 nucleotides long. RefSeq names its product katanin interacting protein (gene KATNIP). The record is from RefSeq and is a predicted model, not a curated record. NCBI's taxonomy places the organism in Eukaryota, Metazoa, Chordata, Mammalia, Artiodactyla, Suidae.